This is a messenger RNA of Carya illinoinensis, 1759 nucleotides long. Its product is annotated as probable BOI-related E3 ubiquitin-protein ligase 2. The coding region runs from base 563 to 1444 and encodes 293 amino acids. Gene Ontology annotation, molecular function: ubiquitin-protein transferase activity. NCBI's taxonomy places the organism in Eukaryota, Viridiplantae, Streptophyta, Magnoliopsida, Fagales, Juglandaceae. The record is from RefSeq and is a predicted model, not a curated record. The transcript has 2 exons.
CCAUACCCAACUUGGAAUUGAAUUUCUUUAUUCAAAAACAAACGCCCUCUGAAAUCUCUGACCCGAUAGUUUAGUCACAAAAUCUGCAUGUGUACGUAGUUGCUUACCGCGUCCCAUACAUCUCUCUUUAAUGCUUAAGAGCCUUGGAAGAUAGAGAAAAAGUAGGAAGAAAAAGUUAAAGAUAGAGAGAGAGAGAGAGAUCAGUAUCCUAGGCCGUCUCUCUUUUCCUUUCAAGCUUUCAGCUACUUUAUAUUUCAAUCAGAAUUAUGUACUACUAUAUAUUAACCACAUCUUCGUUUUCCAAACUAUAUAUAGGAACCGCACUCUCCCCAUCUCCACCUUUGUUUUUUACGUGUUCCUUAAAACCAGAGCAUUGUACCAGAGAACAAGCAGAGAGAUAAAAAAAAAAAUUCUUCAAGAACAAGUCAAGCAAUAGGUUUGAAGCAAACCCAUUUGGUCAUCUGUUAGAGGAAAGAGGGUCUUGUUUUUGAUCGUUUGGUUAUUGGUGCCUUCUGUUCUUUGUUUUGGAAGUUGUGGGUCUUGGAGGGGUUUCUUUGCAAGUAUGGCCAUUCAAGCGCAGUUGUACUCGGAGAAUCUUGGGUUUCCUUUGUGCGGCUCACAGGAUUGGGUCAUGGACAAUGGUUGUGGUGGCGUUGGUGGGUUCAAUCAAAUCUUUUCCAAUCCCCAACAGAAACAGCAAUUACAACGACAACACGUGCAGCAGCUACAAAAUCAACAAGAGAGGAAUCAAAACCUGUUUUUUGAGAACAGUUCUCUAACUUCUACCUUGGAGGACAACACCAAUGCCAUCGGCAACAAUAGUCAUCUACCAAUGCUGUAUUCUCAAAGCAUUGCUUCUCAAUUUGAGGGACAGAGGCAAGAGAUAGAUCAAUAUAUCAGAGCACAGAAUGAGAGAUUGAGAUCAGUAUUGCAAGAGCAGAGAAAGCAACAACUUGCAGGACUGUUGAAGAAAAUCGAAUCAAAAGCAUAUAUUUUGCUAAAACAGAAGGAUGAGGAAAUUGCCCGAGCGGCUAAUAGAACAAUGGAGCUUGAAGAUUUAUUGAGAAGAUUGGAGUCGGAGAACCAAGCAUGGCGGAGAGUGGCCCAAGAAAACGAAGCCAUGGUUGCAUCUCUUAAUAACACUCUAGAACAGGUUUUGGAAAGAGUCCCUUGUGGAUUCAACAAUGGAGCAGAAGAUGCGGAGUCUUGCUGUGGUGAAAGUAUAGAGCAAGAAGCAGCAGCAGCACAUCAAAACAGAGAGGCAUGGUUUGAGGAUGAGCCGAGAACGAGAAUGGUGUGCAAAAGCUGUAACUUUGGGAGUUCGUGCGUGCUGUUCCUUCCUUGCAGGCACCUUUGUUCAUGCAAAGCUUGUGAGGCUCUUCUCGAUUCUUGCCCCGUCUGCAGAACGGCAAAGAAGGCUAGCAUAGAGGCUUUGAUUUCCUAGGCAAAAUUCCCGGGAAAAGUAAAAAAGAAAGCAAAAACUCAUCGAAAUAUGCUUGGGUUGGUUCAGAGGACGAUCAAUGAACAGUAUCAAUUUAGACGCAUGCACUGUUUUUAGUUUUUAACUUGGAAAUAUGCUUGGGUUGGUUCAGAGGACGAUCAAUGAACAGUAUCAAUUUAGACGCAUGCACUGUUUUUAGUUUUUAACUUUUUAUUUUUACUCUUUAGGGUAUCUGUUUUUGAGAUUUAAGUUGUACCUUAAACAACCAAAAAUCAACUGAACGGAUGGUACAGAGCAUCUUUUCCUUUCCUGGAUUUA